Microthlaspi erraticum is the source of this 1980-nucleotide messenger RNA. NCBI's taxonomy places the organism in Eukaryota, Viridiplantae, Streptophyta, Magnoliopsida, Brassicales, Brassicaceae. The record is from the annotation of a GenBank genome assembly.
AUGGCAAAGCGUUCACCGUUCUCGUUGACGGAGCUCAAUUCGGAAUCAUCUUCUUCGGAUUUCUUCUCUCAAACCUCUUCUCGUCUCCCCGACGACACUGUUUUCUUCUCCAUAUUCCCUGACUCCUCCCUCUCCGCCGCAGGAUCGGAAGCAUCCGCUGCUCUUCAAUCACUUCACCUGGAAAUAAUCGAUUUCGUUUCGCCGUUUACUUCUCCCUACAUAUGGCAGCACGAGCCUUUCUCCCUCUCCAUAGCUCACUCUUCCUCUUGUGCUUGUACCGAUACUGCGAUGCCUCAUCUCCACGGGAAGCUGAAAUAUGGCGACAAUCUAGAAGACGAGUGGUUCGCUGUGUUCCUUCUCUUCCGCAUUUCCGCCGCGUUUCCGUCUAAUUCCAUCCGUGUGUGGGACACUGACGGCGAGUUUCUCCUAAUCGAAGCUGCCUUUCACCUCCCGCGUUGGCUCAAUCCCGAGACGAGUCUCAAUCGCGUCUUUAUACGCGGCGGUGACCUCCACAUUGUUCCCCGGAGCCGCAUCCCGGAUCCUUCCUUAGUUGCGUCGUUGCGGUUUCUCGUCGAGCGUAGCCACGAAGCUCGCGCGUCGGAUUCAGUCCAAUCCGCGUUGAAGAGCCGGAUUUCGGAUUAUCCCGAACGAGCGUGGAGGAAUAUGCACCGUGUAAGGGUUAGGGUUCCGACGUCGGUGGCGCAGGUGCUCAAACACGAGCCUUUCUUAAUCUCUCUUGCAGUGGAAGGGUUUUACGAUCGCGAUGUGGAUUCGAUGAAACACGCAGCGAAGAUGGAGAAGUUCCUGAGCAAAGGAAGAGAGCAAGAGUUGGUGCUCGUGCUUGUCAAAAUGUCUCGUGCAAUGUACGCACAGCUCGUGCAGCAGAAGUUUCAGGCGCCGAAUUGUUACCCAAUGCCGAGCAUUAGCGACCGGGAGGCUUACACUGAAGCUGAGCUUGGGAUGAAAAUAGCUUGUGGCAUGGAAAUGAUGUAUCAGGAGAGGAAGAAAGACGGUGAAGAUGGGAAAGGGAUAAGCUGGAGCAAGUACAAGGACAAUCUUGAGAAGAAGGGUUAUUUUGAAGGAUUGCUUUCUGGUUCCAAGGAGUACAAGAGGCUGAUGGAGAAUGCUGAGGAGUAUUACCACAAGAGCUCUUCGUUUUCAAGAACAAGAGACAUUAUGAGUGCGCCGGUGAGACGCAUUGAUGAGAUUCUUGGUUUACCGUAUUCAGAGGACGACUUCAAGGGUCAGGAAGUUGCUGUUUCUGACAAUGAUUCGUGGCUCUACGAUGGUGAGGAUGAGUUAAACUCUGUUCUUCAAGAGAGGCAGAAGGAGAUGGAGUUUUACAACUCGGAGAAGGAAAGAAAACAGAAAGCAAAGGGGAAGCAAGAAGCCGGAAGCUCAUCUGAUGCAAACAUGAACAGCUUUGAUCUCGGUGAUAUCUCAAAGUCGAUGCAACAGUUUAUGCAGAAGGUAUCAAGCUACAAAGGAGCAGAAGUGCCAGAAAACAGGGAUUUCAAAGAAGUCGACCUAGAUGUAGACCGUUUCAUGAAGGAUAUUGAGUCAAUGCUAGGAAGCCAAGGUCAGCGUGAACAAGCUGAUGAUGACAGCGAUGGCUCUGAAGGAUCUUCAAUGGACAUGGAUUUUGAUGACAUUGAAGAUGAUAGCGAAGGAGAAGAGUCUAACGAGGAGGAGGCGAAGGAAAGCUUUAUGGAAACUUACUCUGGAGCAAUGAACGAGGAACUGAAAAACUCAACUCUUGAGAAAAGCUUUGAACAUGUUAAUCAACCUUCUUCUAAGCAGAACGAGGAAUCAUCAAAGGGUUUAGACGAGGAGGAGUUUACACCUAUUGAUGCUGAUUUCAACCUUGUAAAGAACCUACUUGAAUCCUAUGCUUCACAACAAGGACUUCCUGGUCCUGCUUCCAAUUUACUCGGCCUCAUGGGCUUGCAACUUCCCAAGGAUUCUAACGACAAAGAGUGA